Molecule: messenger RNA, 2249 nt
Organism: Drosophila sulfurigaster albostrigata
Lineage: Eukaryota; Metazoa; Arthropoda; Insecta; Diptera; Drosophilidae
Gene: Mos
Product: serine/threonine-protein kinase mos
Exons: 4
Coding region: 139-1347 (402 amino acids)
Biological process (GO): signal transduction; protein phosphorylation; positive regulation of MAPK cascade
Cellular component (GO): cytoplasm
Molecular function (GO): protein kinase activity; ATP binding
Source: RefSeq, a predicted model, not a curated record
GGUACAUUAAAAAGUCCGUUUUAAAGAAGUGCUUGGACUUUUAUUUUAACAGAGUGGCAGCUUUGCUCAACGCGUUGCCAGACUCGCCGUUCAAAUGUAAACAAAGAGCAAGCACCGUUAAAUGGCACAAGUGUAAAAAUGUCGUAUAUCAGAGUUAUUAAUAAUGAGAAUGCCAUAGUGUUGACCACACCCAAGCGCAAUGAGCUGCUCCGAGACGGUCCAACGGAGUCCAUGUCCCACAGGUGCCACGUUUUGGGUCGCGGCGCUUACGGCACCGUGUUCAAGGCAAUUUAUCGAGAUCACUCUGUGGCACUGAAAGUAAUUAAAAACAGCGCUAUAUCCACUUUGCACAACGAGUCCCACGUUCUCAACUGGAAACACAAAAAUAUAGUUCGUCUGAUGAGAGUCGAAUCGAAUGCUGAGUUUGGAUUGCUCAUCAUGGAGAGACCCAAUGGAUUGUGUCUACAACGAGUGACGGACACGCUUGCUUUGCCCAUGGUGCACAGAGUGAUUAUUACGCUUGAUGUGCUGGCAGCUUUAAGUUACUGUCAUGGUCAGGGUGUAUUGCAUCUGGAUGUCAAGCCACCGAAUAUAUUGAUUGCAUUGGGGGCCAAGUCAAAUCCGAUGGGAAAACAAUCAGUAUAUUAUCGCAGCUAUAUAUGCAAACUAUGCGAUUUUGGCUCCUCCAUCAAGCUGGAUGAGCUGUGCAGCAGUCAAAUGAAUACAAAGGGCACGCUGCGAUACAUGUCUCCAGAAGCUUUGCGAUCGGCGCCUUUAUCAUGUGCCUCUGAUAUUUAUUCCUUGGGGAUCACCAUGUGGCAACUGCAGGCACGUCGCCUGCCCUUCUAUCAACUCAACUGCAAUGAUACCAUUGCCUAUCAAGUUGUGAAAUACGAUCUACGACCUGAUAACUCCGCACUACUCGAGGAACUACAGCUCGGUUCCGAUCACACCGAAAUUGUGCCCUUAAUCAACUGCGAUUGUGAGGAGCGUGGCCAAGGUAUAAAGAAUAACAACGCCGUCGAUCGCAUGUGUAGAUACAUGAACCGAAAUAAUCCACAGUUGGAUGUAGUACUAUCAACGGAGUUGUACAAAAAAGCGCGUCGCAAUCUCAACUUUGAUAGCUCACAUGGUCGUGUGAGCAAGCGAACACUUAAACAGCGCAACAAGAAACCCAGAUUGGCGAAUUAUUUCGAUAAUCUGUCAACUAUUUCAGUCACAUAUCUGGAAAGUGCAUAUAGCGAACUAUAUAAAAGCUGCUGGCUCAGCGAACCUAAGUUGCGUUUAAGCUCACUUGAGCUGCAAAAACAUCUCGAGCUGAUUUUGGCUAAAUGCUUUGCCAACUAGUUGUAAGUUAAUUGUUUUUCAUAUUUGUAACUGUCUAGUAUUUAUUCUUUUUAUUGCAACGAUUAAGUUUUAACUGUAUGUAAAUUGAUUUUAUACCCCUUCAUGUAUUAUUUUUGUUAGAGUAAUAAUUUAAGAGAGCACUUUGUUUUGGUUUAAUAAUUUAUUUUUCGUAACUCUUUUUUUUAUUUUGUUUUGUUUAUUUGUACUUGCUACGCUAAGAAAAUACAUUUAUAAUGUUUAUACGAGCUUAAAUUUAUAAUUUCUCAUUUUUGUCGAGCGUAGUGCGUUUGCUAUGGGUGUAUAUAUCUGUAUAUAUACUAUAAUAUAUGUUUUAUGUAUGUAACUUGUAUUUAGGAUGUGAUGCAAACACGAAGGAACAAAUAACUAACUUGUUCACUUUGCUUUAGGCUGAUUUUUAGUCUCACAUCGUGGCUACUUUAAGAGGGACUAACUAGAGUUUGAAGAAGAGGUUCUCACCCUUAUAUAUACGCGAUACGCUCGUUCAUUGACUUUAUUUACAAAUUAUUAUUGUUGUCAUUUGUUUUAUGUUCGCUUCGAAACCUUCUAUAUGCAUGUAUGUACCUUUAUUAGUAUUUGAUUUGAUUCGUUAUUGUUAUUAUUGUUAUUGUAAAGAUGUCUAAAUAUUUUCACCCAUUUUCGCUACACUUUCGUAUCCAACUGCGCUUUGACUGUGUGUUUGUGUGUGUGUGUGUUUGGUGUGUGACUUUAGGAGUUGAGUAAUGCACUCUACAAAACUGUUUGGUGUUAUCUAACAUAUCAUUGCUGAUAAUCAGAGAUAACCUACAUCUGAUGAAUACAUACAUGCUCUUUACUUUUUAUGCUGUUGUGCGGAAGACUACAAUUUUAUAAUAUUACUUUUACAUCUGCUAAUAGUUUGAAAA